UUAAAAAUGACAAUAUUUGUCAACACCUUGAGCUCACAAACCCAAAAAUAUGGAACAGAACCAGCAAAAGCCACCCCACAUAGUCAUUGUUCCUGCUCUAGGAAUGGGCCACCUAAUCCCACUCGUUGAACUCGCCAAGCGACUCGUCCUUCACCACCAUUUCUCAGUUUCCUUCAUUGUUACCUCUGAUGGGUCACCCAUGAAAGCUCAAAAGGCCAUCCUUGAAGCCCUUCCUGAUGCCAUAUCUUCCAUCUUUCUUCCUCCUGUGAGCUUUGAUGACCUCCCCGAGGAUGAUCAAAUAGUGGCCCGGAUCUUACUCAGUCUGACUCGAUCCCUCCCUGCUCUACGAGACUCGUUCAAGGUCUUAGCUGAGUCAACUCAGCUGGUGGCCUUGGUGGUUGAUUUAUUUGGUACAGAAGCCAUUGAUGUUGCUAAAGAAUUUGGUGUUUCGCCGUACUUAUUUUUCUCUACAGCCGCUAUGACUUUGUCAUCGGCCUUUUAUUUACCAGAGUUCGAUGAAACGUCCUCUUGUGAUUUUAGAGACUUGACUGAACAAGUCAAAUUACCUGGGUGUAUGCCUCUCCAUGGGAGUGAUUUUCCAGAAAAUUUCCAUGAUAGAAAGAGUGAUGCGUACAAAAGGGUUCUUCACUGUAUCAAACAAUACCCUCUUGCUGCUGGAAUUAUGGUUAAUAGCUUCAUGGAUUUGGAGCCUGGUGCUUUGAAAGCUUUGAAUGAAGGAGGAGAAGGCAGGCCAUCUGUUUACUCAGUUGGACCGAUAAUUCAGUCUGGUUUAGACCAUGGGGUUGAUAAGUCAGAGUGUUUGAGUUGGUUGGAUAAACAACCAAAUGGGUCAGUGUUAUAUGUUUCAUUUGGUAGCGGUGGGGCACUUUCACAAGAGCAGCUAAAUGAAUUAGCCUUAGGACUUGAAAUGAGUGGGCAAAGAUUUCUUUGGGUUGUCAGAAGCCCACAUGAAACAUCGGCCAAUGCCAGUUUCUUUAGCGUUCAAAGCAUCGAGGACCCUUUAGAUUUUCUUCCCAAGGAGUUCUUGGAGAGGACCAAAGAGGUGGGUCUAGUGGUGCCCUCUUGGUCUCCUCAAAUUCAAGUCCUAAGCCAUGGCUCGACUGGAGGCUUCUUGACCCAUUGUGGGUGGAACUCAGUCCUAGAGAGCAUUGUGUAUGGCGUGCCAUUGAUUGCAUGGCCACUCUAUGCAGAUCAAAGGAUGAACGCUGUAUUACUAGCUGAUGGUUUGAAGGUUGCAUUAAGGGUCAAAGUGAAUGAUAAGGGCCUGGUGAGACAUAAAGAUAUUGCAAACUACACGAGAGGCAUAAUUGAAGGAGAAGAAGGGAUAUUGCUCCGGAACAAAAUGAAGGAGCUAAAGGAUGCAGCUGAAAAGGCAUUGAGCAAAGAUGGGUCAUCUUCAAAAUCAUUGGCUGAGGUGGCUCAGUUAUGGAAAAGACACCAAAAAUGAUGUGCUUAAUAGAAUUCAUUUCAAUGUAUUUCUUUUGUUUGUCAAAUGCCAAUACCUGUCUUUGCCACAGCUUCAAUCAAUCUGUAUUCAAGGCUUAAGAUGCCAAUACUUGUCAAUCCUGAAUCAGAGAGGGAUUCAUCAGUUUUAGGAUAAUAACUCUACUAUCUCAUUUUUCA
Messenger RNA from Quercus robur (English oak), 1644 nucleotides. RefSeq names its product hydroquinone glucosyltransferase-like. The record is from RefSeq and is a predicted model, not a curated record. NCBI's taxonomy places the organism in Eukaryota, Viridiplantae, Streptophyta, Magnoliopsida, Fagales, Fagaceae. Gene Ontology annotation, molecular function: UDP-glycosyltransferase activity. The transcript has a single exon. The coding region runs from base 50 to 1468 and encodes 472 amino acids.